This is a messenger RNA of Dentiscutata erythropus, 844 nucleotides long. NCBI's taxonomy places the organism in Eukaryota, Fungi, Glomeromycota, Glomeromycetes, Diversisporales, Gigasporaceae. The record is from the annotation of a GenBank genome assembly.
AUGAACCCCAAUUGGAAGUCAUUACUGUCACCUGCUUCAAUAUCGCUUUUUAAAGACGAAUGGACGGAGGCCUUUCAAACUCCGCUGGUUGUUUCACGGGAAGUGCCGUUAGAAGCAUAUUCUUCAUGGAGUGAUUUGAAAGAAGCCAUUUUAGACGAAGACGAGUACGAAGAGGACGUUGUGUUGACUUCACAAGAAGUCAAUACUUAUGGGUGCAAACCCGCAAGAGAAGAAUCUGGAGUUAUACAAUGUAAUACAUGUUCGAAAAAACUGUUUGCAAGUGGUUUUGUAGAGCAUACUGAAAAUUGUGAAAAGAUAAAAGUGAUGUCUUUGACAUCCACAAAGAAGAAACCUGUAGAUGAGAUACCUGUAAAUAAAAACUCAAAAGAUAUAGAAAGCACAUAUGUUUCAAAUAAAAAACGUAAACGAUCCGUUACUUCUGAGGGACCAAUUGACUUGGAUAAACAAUGUGGAGUAAUUGAACAUACCGGUACGCAGUGUUCACGUUCAUUGACUUGUAAAAGUCAUUCUAUGGCCUUGAAACGAGCAGUUCAGGGUCGUUCACAACCAUUUAACACAUUGCUCUCUCAGUAUCAAAAGAAGUCAAUUGGUCGCCCACAAAAUAAUGGUGUGCCAGACAAUAAAGCAGAAAAUGGCAAGAAGGAUGGAAGUACAGUAGAAGUCGGCGAAAAUGAUGAUGGAGUCGUUGAUUCAGACGAAGAAGUUGAUGCAGUUAUGGAAGCUAUCAUGUGUAGCAAACCACAACCACUUGUUACUCGGCCGGAAUCAUACGUUCCAUCUACAAUAGCCGAGAGUAUCCAAAAUCGUAUGACAGGUCUUGCAG